This is a messenger RNA of Trichoplax adhaerens, 630 nucleotides long. RefSeq lists its product as uncharacterized. The record is from RefSeq and is a predicted model, not a curated record. Bases 1 to 630 code for a protein of 209 amino acids. NCBI's taxonomy places the organism in Eukaryota, Metazoa, Placozoa, Uniplacotomia, Trichoplacea, Trichoplacidae. The transcript is spliced from 5 exons.
AUGAGUGCAAUUCUAUAUAAUGUGAAAAUUUUAGAUAACAUCUGCCGUUACAGUACUUCUCGUAUGACAGCAUUUCAAGCCAAUGUAAUUGCAAAAUCAUUUGUUGGUCCGGUCACCACGGCCACAACGAUCAAUGUUCGUCAUAAAAGUGAAAUAAAAAUGGCUAUUAUGCAAGGCGUUGGAGGCGUAUUGCUAUUCAUAAUAGGUAUUACCAGCAUUUUCGUGUUGGAUGGACACUUCGCUUCCUUUGCAGUCAUUGAUGCCAUUUUGUUCAUGUCUAGCAGUUACCUCGGUUUACUAAAAGUGAAAAGGAGGAAGCCAGGAGUACUGUGUGUUACGGGCGGGUUCGGAAUAAAUGCCGCUGAUAUAAGAUCAGAGCAAGUGGAGACAGCUUUCAUGGCACUUUCAUCAUAUGUCGUAAUGGUAUCUACAAUAACUAUAGGUAUCAUCGUAUACCAAUACACUACAGCAGAUUAUGAAGGGCUUCAAUUAGCAUUGUUAAUGAUGGCAUUAGCACUUUCCGUUGUUGCCGUAGUAUGUGCGGGCAUUGCAGCUUCCUGUGCAGGCAGGCACAGUGGAUCAUGCUGUGGCGGAAGGAAGGACACUUCGGCGGAAGAUGAACGGAUGUAG